Molecule: messenger RNA, 630 nt
Organism: Linnemannia hyalina
Lineage: Eukaryota; Fungi; Mortierellomycota; Mortierellomycetes; Mortierellales; Mortierellaceae
Source: the annotation of a GenBank genome assembly
AUGACUUUCAAGUUGCGCGAGAGACAGGACGCUAGGCGCAAAAGACUGGCCGAGGAGGGUAUGCCCCCAAGUCUGACUACAACCGUUGCUGGAGUUGACUACUUCCUUCAGGAGAUCCGGGGCGUGAUCAAGGGCGAGCAAGAUAUCAAGGAACUUUGGCCUGGAAAGGACGUGGAUAGGAUGAAGAUUUUGACUUUGGAUGGAGGGCAGGCAUCUGUUGUUGGCGCGUUCGUGCACCUACCCAAUGGCUUGACCGAGACUUACAAUGGCAAGGAGAAGGCCGAGGAGGGGUCCAGCAUGGACGGAAUAAUCACCAUCAACCAGGAAUCGACUAGUCUCGCCAGCCAGGGGUCAGCAACUCUGGAUCCAGUGCCCGCAUCAGCCUCCACCCUCACAUCCAUCCAAGCUCCAGCAACGGAUUCGCUCGUGACCCCAUCGAAACCUGCCUACUAUAACUUGGCUGUGAAGCAGAAGGCAGUAUACCGGCCUACAUUUCGCUUUAGAAGGUGGCUCGAGAACGAGAAGAUGACUAUCCCACAAGGCGAGGAGGAGGAGUCUAUUACUUACAUUGCAACCCAUCUGCCACUCCACCGAGGACCAUGCGCAAGCGUUGUUGAGUAUAUGAGAUAG